Molecule: messenger RNA, 3020 nt
Organism: Caenorhabditis auriculariae
Lineage: Eukaryota; Metazoa; Nematoda; Chromadorea; Rhabditida; Rhabditidae
Source: the annotation of a GenBank genome assembly
AUGAGUUCACGGCUGAACGGGCGACUCAGUUAUGGCGGUCCAGAAGUCAGUCGUCAGAAUCCGAACCAAGAGCCGCCGAGACGACGUUCUAAUGUACACGAUGAGCGGGGCCGUCGAAUGUUCGCCAAUAUCCAAAGUGCCUUGGGCGCUCCAGCUGGCGGCUCUUCCGGAUUUUCGCCUCGGGACCGGAGAAUGCCUAGGAAAAUCCAAGAAGACGAGCCUCCGGUUGAGGUAAGCCGAGAAUUCAAGUUCAAAAACCCUUGCCAUGUUUUUUGAAAGCGCUAAAGUCUUGAGGAAUUUGAAAUAACUUAAAAAACGCCUCAAGACCGAUAGAAAAUCAUAUGCGCCUUCAAAAAAUCAGAGCGUGGAUUUUCGAACAAGCACAUAAUGAUAAGUACUAAAAGAGUUGACAAAAGAACAUGAUAUAAAAAAAAUCGCAAUUUCAUAUAGAAAAUAAUUUACUUUCUUUCAUACAAGAUAAGAUAUUUUUGAAAAAAGUAGAAUAAAAAGAAUAUUCAUUUAAGAAAGCCAAAUAAUACUUCUGUAGUUUUUUUGAAGACCAGAUGAUAAAUAAACGAAAAAAAUGUAUCCAGAACAAUAUUCUACAGAUAUAAAAAGCGUUCUCACUCAAUAAAACAUGGGAAAUUGAAUCGCAAAAAAUUUUUUUAAUCUACGGAAAGUUACUAGUAUUCAACUUUAUGUGUUGAAAAAAAUAAAAAAAAUCACUGAUUAGAAAAAAAUUUCUUCAUCAUCAAAUUUAAAGAUGAAGGUAAACACGAGGAAGGUUAAUCAUUGAAUUUUGCUCCUGUUUCCAAAUUAUAUACCAUUAAAUUGCUCAAUUAGAUGAUUUUUACAUCUUUCUCUAACUCAGGAUGGUGUCAAAAAGACGAUAGAAAUCUUUGAAAAAAAAUAAUUUUUUUAAGGAGCUCCACGAUGUCGACGAAAUAAUUGCCCAAAUCGCUGAUCUCAACGUUCGACCGGAUCGCUCAGCCGCACAAAUUAGUAAUAAAAAAACAGUAUGACGACUCGUAAGGGAUAAUAUUUAAGAGAGGAACAUCACAAAAUGCGGAUUUGUGGAGAGAAUGGACGAAGACGAGUGGCUGACCCUGUGCACGGCGCUCAUCGAAAUCGCCUUGGACCAAUCUGAAGCGAAUUUCGUCGUCGAUAUAUUUUCCUCUCUUCUGAGUUAGUAGAAGUUUUUUUUGGUUCAUUUUUGUAUUUAAAACUAGUUUAUAAAUUCUAAGAUGAAGUAUAUUUCACAUUUUUUUUAUUCUGAUAAGACAAUUCACUGGAAAUUCUCUUCUCUAUUUUCAAUAAUUCAAAGAUUUUUCAUUUUUAAAAUCGAAGCUUACCCUUUUUUUCAAGAACACGAAGAAUUCGGAACCGUCAUGUCUUCGGAAUUGAUGGCCAUCUCGUCGUCACACGUCAUGGAGGGCGGUUCGAAGCCGAUUCCAGCUUUCCUUUCUGCCAUUUUGUGCGCAAACUGGCCUAGACAGUAUUCGAAGGUUAGUUUUGAAUUUAGAAACGAAAAAUAAUCCGUUAUAGGAAUCGAAAAAAAGAAAUUAGAUUUGAUCUUUGUUGCAAUUUUUCCGACUUUUUUUCUUUCAAAAAAAUGUCAAAAUUCAACAUCAUAUUUUUUUAUUAUAAAAUUUUUGAAGUUUUUUUAAAAGACAAUAGAACUGUAAAAAUGAGCUUUGUAAAUUGAUAAUUUCUGAUUUUGGCAAACUUUGAAGCUCCAGUUUUAUUUUUCUAGUGUUUAUUACCCCUCGAUUUUCUUUAAUUAUCAACUUAAAUAGUAAUUUUGAUUUUUCGAAAACAAAAUCAGUAUUUUCAGGCAAUCGAUUCUGUAAAUAUGCUCCUCUUCACCACCAUGCAAAUCGUGAAAGGAUGGAUCCAAGUCCUUGAUGAAGAUAAUAUGGUUUUUGACUAAUUUCCAACACUCCUAUAAGCCUUUUUUCAGCUUUUCAUCAAAAAGGAGCCGAAACCUGUGGCGCCACCCCUUCAGGAAGAACAAAGCGACACCGAGUCAGAAGCUGAAGAUUCGGAUAACGAAGUUGAAAAACAAGCCAAGAUUAUCGUGCAGCCAGAAGCCGAAGAUGAAGCUGAACCCGAGCAAGAAGAGCCGGAGAUUGUCAAUCGGUAAUUUUGGAAAAAAUUUUUUACCUUGAAAAGUUCCGGUUCAGGUUUCGAUAAAAUUUCGCUGAAAGGUACUUUUAAACAGUUAGAUUUUGAAACAGUAAAAAAAGAACAUGUUUUUUUUUGUCUUCUAAUGGAGCCUCGGAGCUUGAACUUUUGGCAGUCCCAAAUAAUCAAAAAACUUUUUUGGCAGUCCCAGAUCAAUGUUUAAAAAAUUGGCAGUCCCAAAUUAUCAAAUUUCAAAGUUGGCAGUCCCAAAUUAUCGAAUUUUAAAAUUGGCAGUCCCCAAUUAUCGAAUUUUAAAAUUGGCAGUCCCCAAUUAUCAGACCUUAAAAUGGCAGCCCCAAGCUCCACAGUAAAAAUAUGACUUUUAGUGUUUUUUUAAAGCGUUAGAACUUUAAUAAAAUGCAAAAAGAUACUUCUUCAGGUUAUUUUUUUGAUCAGGAAUUCUCAAAAAACCUCUCAGCCAAGUUUUAUCGAACUCUGAAACUAACACCUUUUUCAGUUACCUUAUCACUUUCAUUUCCGUUAAUUUCACCUUUCAUAAUAAUUUCCCCUUUUCAGGUGCGCCAUCGCCAUCUUCGACCUCUGCGAGGCUGCUCAGCGAUCAUUGUGGAUGAAGUUUCCAACGCUUUGCGAUGAGAUCUAUGACGUCAUCAAGCCUGCAAUCACCCACAAUUCGAAUCUCACUGGGUUCGUCUUCAUAUUUUUUAGAAAUCAGAACAAGGAAAAUAACUUUCCGAUGCCUGGAGGACAGUUAUACUGAAGAAAAUUCCAGAGAAACCAAAGUCCGCUUGUUGCAAACGUUGCUGGCGUUGACCAACUGGACCCGUUCAAAGGCCGUCACGACAAAAAUAGCCCAAACUCAAACCGUUGCGUGUUGA